Arachis stenosperma is the source of this 1924-nucleotide messenger RNA. Its product is annotated as E3 ubiquitin protein ligase DRIP2-like. NCBI's taxonomy places the organism in Eukaryota, Viridiplantae, Streptophyta, Magnoliopsida, Fabales, Fabaceae. Bases 388 to 1692 code for a protein of 434 amino acids. The transcript has 7 exons. Gene Ontology annotation, molecular function: ubiquitin-protein transferase activity. The record is from RefSeq and is a predicted model, not a curated record.
UGUUGUGUUUGUGUUAAGCCUUAAACUAGUCUCGCUUCUCUUUAAUUUUUUAUUUUUUUUCUCUUCUCUUCACUUCGCUUCAUGCUGCCUCUCUCUAUCUCUUUUUUGUCUUGGUUCUAAAUUCUAAAACCAACACCUGAACCUGAACGGUGCCGCCUUCACCUCUCCAAACCCAACGUUAAUUCUAUUCUCCAGAUCCACCACCCUCUCUCUGCCUCUUCUUCGUUGUUGUACGUCCACUCGGAAAACUCACACUCGCACACACAUUCUUCUGCUGCGUGGCGUUGUGCUGUGUUACUAACUUACUAUUGUUAUUAUUAUUACUAUCCUGUUAUUAUUGUUGAUGUAUAUGUUUGAUUGCGUUUGGGAGAAGCUAUAAUUAACGACAUGGUGACGAACACCAACAAGGUCGUGAAAGUGAAGAGAGACACGCUAAGAGCAUGCAUGACAUGCCCUCUUUGCAAUAACCUCCUCAAAGAUGCCACCACUAUCUCUCUCUGCCUCCACACAUUUUGUAGGAAGUGUAUAUAUGAGAAGCUCUCGGAUGAGGAGGUGGAUUGCUGUCCUGUGUGCAACAUUGAUCUAGGCUGCCUUCCGGUGGAAAAACUCAGGGCAGACCAUAAUUUACAAGACAUAAGGGCUAAAAUAUUUCCUUAUAAGAAAAGGAAGACCAAGAUCAAGGAACCAGAAGUUUUGCCUUCAGUAUCCCCACCUGCAAAGAGGAAGGAAAGAUCACUUUCAUCGUUGGUAGCUCCGAAAGUUUCGGCACAAACAGGCCUUACAGGAAAGAGGACAAAAACUGUGUCAAGAAAGGCUGCUGCAUUACGUGGGUGCAGUUUUAUUCUUGAAGAAUCCAUAAAAAAGGAAGAAACAAAUGGUGGAGAUAACAUGGAUUCGUCAACGCCUGAGCCUUCUAAGAAAAACAAGUCCAGUGAAAGCACGGAGAACAGUGUAGAACUUACAGAAGGUAAGGCUGAUCUCUGGACACCGUUAAACUGCCUUGUUGAAGCCGCCAACAGAACAAAGUCCUCCAGGUCAAAUUCACAAGCAGUUCCCCCUGCCAAAUCGGACUCUCCAACUACUGCACAUGAUGCACGAGAUAUGUCUGAAAUCACAAACAAAGCCGAGCUACCUGCUUCAGGUCAGAAUGAAAUAAGCAUUCCAAAAUCUAAGAGUAAGGAUAAUGGACACAAAGCAAAAUUUGGUGAUGGCAAGGAUGGCAACAGCGUGCCUUCGGGACCAGUGAAGCGAAGAAGGUUGCGGCCUUCUGGUCAGAAAAAGGUUGCGCCGACUGAGGGGUCUACCUCAGCCCAAGUCAUGCUAGAUGCAACAAGGGGAUAUUGCAACAGAAAGAACACCCCUAUUUGGUUUUCAUUAGUUGCUUCAGAGGACCAGAAAGGAGAUGUUCCGUUGCCGCAGGUCUCAGCAUGUUACUUAAGAAUAAAGGAUGGCACUGUGCCUGUUUCGUUUAUUCAAAAGUACCUUGUGAAGAAACUUAAUCUUGCCAGUGAAGCAGAGGUAGAAAUAAUGUGCCGGGGUCAACCAGUGCUGCCAUCUCUGCAACUACACAACCUUGUAGAUUUGUGGUUCAGAACAGCAUCAACCUCAAAAAAGAUACCAGCAUCUGUAGGAUCAUCAGCCAAGGAUUUUGUUAUGGUUUUAUCAUAUUGUCGAAAGGCCUUGCCACCUUGAAACAAGUCCAUCCCCUAUUCUGUUUAUAUGUAAUUUUGUCUCCACCAAUUUACAUGCAAACUCAACCUUUUUGUUAUGGCAUUCUCACUGAUAUUUCCGCUAAGGUAUUUGUUCCAUUGAUUAAAAUACCAUGCGAUGUAUCUGUUUGAUUUUGGUUUUCAUCGUGACCUGAAAAUGUGUACCCUCCAAGUUCAUGUUGUCUAUUAUAUUGUAUUAUAAGGUUCAUGAGACA